AUGUUUUCCCCAGCCCUCAGCAGACCCUACAAGAAGACUAGCCACAACAUCUUUGGACCUCCCCCUGUCGAAAAGUCUACCCCUGUCGCCGUCGCGGCUUCAGCACCAGUAGCAGCAGAGAAGUAUUCAUUGGAGCCCUCAGCAUUGGAGGCGGAACUGGAGCGCAACGAGGAGCAACAACAAGGGUUGAAGGCGUCGAUUGUGGGCCCCUUGGAGCUAACGACAGAGGAUUUGGAGAAGCAACCCCUGUACCUGGCCCUGCACCGAUCUCGGCUGGUUAUAGGAUUCAUCCCAACUACCGUUCUUCCUUUACCAUUGGCGGUUUGCGAUAGGAGUGGCUGGAUGCAUGCUAUUUUCUAUUUUUCACAUACACAAGAUCCCUUUACACCCAAAAUAUCUAAAAAAAAAUGA
Linnemannia hyalina is the source of this 411-nucleotide messenger RNA. Lineage: Eukaryota; Fungi; Mortierellomycota; Mortierellomycetes; Mortierellales; Mortierellaceae. The record is from the annotation of a GenBank genome assembly.